This is a messenger RNA of Arachis stenosperma, 445 nucleotides long. Its product is annotated as dormancy-associated protein 2-like. Lineage: Eukaryota; Viridiplantae; Streptophyta; Magnoliopsida; Fabales; Fabaceae. Bases 44 to 388 code for a protein of 114 amino acids. The transcript is spliced from 2 exons. The record is from RefSeq and is a predicted model, not a curated record.
CUAAACAGAUAAUACAACUUGAUUUGAAUUCUAGUACUGAAAAAUGGGUUCAAGAGUAGCAAUACUCAUACUAGGCCUGUUGGCCAUGGUUCUUCUUAUCUCCUCAGAGGUGGCUGCUAGGGACUUAGCUGAGAAGGUUGAUAAAGAGAAAAAUAGAUUGGGUGAUGCCAAGUAUGGUGGUGGAGGCUACCCUGGAUAUGGCCACAAUGGAGGAGGAGGAUACCCCGGCUCUCAUCAUGGUGGUAGCGGAUACCCCGGUCACGGAGGAGGAGGGUAUUGCCGAUACGGUUGCUGCGGCAGCAGAUACGGCGGAAGGUGCAGAAGGUGUUGCUCUUAUGCUGGUGAAGAUGUUGAAGCACAAACUCAAGAGGCUAAACCUCACAACUGAGCCUUUGGUGGUGGUGGUGUUUGUAAUUAAUAGUAAUGUUAUCAUUGAAUAAAUAAA